Triticum aestivum (bread wheat) is the source of this 6711-nucleotide messenger RNA. RefSeq lists its product as uncharacterized. The transcript is spliced from 6 exons. NCBI's taxonomy places the organism in Eukaryota, Viridiplantae, Streptophyta, Magnoliopsida, Poales, Poaceae. The coding region runs from base 2987 to 6091 and encodes 1034 amino acids. The record is from RefSeq and is a predicted model, not a curated record.
AUUACACGUCUCAUCGGAAAUCUGAGCCUAGCCGCCGCACUACACCGGCGAGCAACUCCGCCUCCCAUCGCCCCCUGACCAACAAAUCUCGACCGUACUCCGCUCGUCGACCCCGCCGCCCUCGGCUCGCUCUGGUCCGUCUCGGCCCAUCGACGGCACCCACCCCGUCGCCCUCGGCUCAUUCUAGUCCGGCUCGUCCGACCGACGGCACUGACGCCGCCGCACUCGGCCUCGUGCUCCACGUCCGGCUCCUCCCGCCGACGCCACCGCCCUCGGCUUGCUCUGGUCUGGCUCCUUCCACCGAUGGCACAGACGACCCCGCCCUCGGUUACCUUCAAGUGCUGCACAUCCGGCAAGGUGAGGACGAGAUCCACAGCUCACCUGUUAAUUAAGAUUUUGGUGCUUUUCUGUAUCCUACACCAGAUAUGAGUCUGCUGAAAAAAAAGAUGAAUGUUGGUUCAAUGUCUUGUAACGCCAAAGACUCGUAUGAUCUUUAAAUAUUGGGUAUACAGUGACAUUUGGGUUGUUUGGAUCUGUGUCAAUUUGAAAUCUAUACAAAAUUUUUCCUUGUGUGAAAUUCAUGUUAUUUGUCAUUUGUCAUAUAUACUUGCCAUUUGAACUUGCAACCUUCUGUAUACAACACCAGGGUAUCUGGGUAUGGCUGUCCAUUGAGUAAUAAACAAAUCAAAAUAUACAAGUGAGGAGUUGGAGUUGACAGCCUAGCUCUUUGACAAAUUCCAAAAUGUGCUUGUGGAGUUGGGAGUUGAGAAUUUGGAGUAGUGGAGGGUUCCUAAAGAGGGCCUGAUCAAUCGUCUCGAUCCAAUCCAUGGAUGGAGCGAUAGAGAACGCGGGGGCGGGGGCAAGCCCGGGAGGGGCUGGGACGGCGGCGGCGGGGGAGCCGACGUGGUGCUGGAGUGGACCUUGCCGGUGCCAGCGCCUGUCGGUGUGCUACCAGAGGCGUUCGCCAAUCACGACGACCUCAUCCUCCUUGAGGCCGGCGACGACCUCCUACUCGACCACCUGCAGGGUCGGUAAGCCCCUCCCAUCGAGAUUACCCUGCUGAUCCAAUAACCGGUCCUUAGAAGUCAGAACCACGCUCUUUAUUCAGAUCAUCAAUUAGGGCCAUCAACUGUCAAGUUCCUAGACCAAUCGAUGUAGUAUCUAAGUUGAUAUGUAGUUCUUCACUAUUAGCCCAUUAGUCAGAUGAGUGCACGGUCUGUGGAAAAGAGCACCACCAUGAAAAAUACACGUUGACUGUUCCCGAGCCGAAGGCCGAGGCUGGUUAAAUAAACAGUGAAAUGUACUACAGCUAUAUUAUUAAAUCACAUCCUUGCACCACUAGUUCAGCUGCAAUAGAGUUAUCAUUAUCUGUUGAGCUACUGUUGUACAGUAGGCGCACAUGGUGUUUCCAUCUGCGAGAAAAAUUGAUGCAGAGUGAAAGUAUGGGGCCGCCCUGAAGAAGAAGCUGCUGCUGUUCUCUGCACAUGAUGUUCGUGGGCACAUCCAAUUCCAUGUUCCUGAUGCCAGGUGGCAAAGCAGUUGCGCCAAGCCUAAGACCUGACCACUCCAAUGAAGAUGGUACUGUCGCCAAUGAUGUGCUCGCUUCGAUCAUCAAAGUUGCACCUGGUAGCAUCGAAUUAGUCUGAACGGCUCUGCGGCUCGACAAGCUAAGUAGCUUUGUCAGGGAGAGGCCAAAUGUGUUUGAUGAGGAUCUUGGAGAUGGCUUCGGACAUAAGAAGGGACAGUACACGUGGCAAGAUCUCUGUGUGCUUGUUCAGUCCAGCGACAGCGAGCUGGUGGAUGGGCUGAACUCCUCUGGACAUGAUUCUGCACAACUCCUUGUUGCAUGACUGGCUGUGCCAGAAAAUGCUGUGCUAUCUGUCAUGGAAUCUGAUGCUUUUACCCGUAAGAUUGUAACCCACUGCCUCGGCAGAUUUGGCAUGAAGGUUGAGCAGGAAGCAGGAAGCAGGAAGUUUGCCUGAAGAGCGCUCGGCGCAGGAAAGAUGAAACUCGACAGCUUCAUAGAGAUAUGGGAACGAAGCAUUCCUUCAGGAAUGCAUGCAGACUUGCAGAUGAUUCAAGGGGAAGUGCUAUAUGAAAGGCUUUGGGCUAAUAUCUGGGUGCAUAGUUUAAGUGUUGCUGAUCUGCCAUUGACGCCAGCUGAGAGGUUAGCAAUACCAUUCCGGGAGCAGCCAAGGUGGGUGUGGAAAGACCUGCAGCCCUACAUUAGGGACUUGUGAAGGACUUCUGAUCAAAUAUGCAAGACGAAGAAAAUUCAAAAAAUAAAUAAAUGCAAAACGAACACAACCAAGGGCUAACGCCGACCCUAUUUUCACUGCUAGAUGAUCAACUUAUCCUUCUACACCCACGCUUUGAUUCUGGCCCUUGCUACUGCUGGUGUUGUUGACAUGGUUUUGGUCCGGACAUUGUCAGUAGAUUGCUGCAACUGCAUUUCAUGCAAGCCACAAUGAUAUUGGCGACAACAAACGAGGAUUUCUUGUGCCAUUCAGAGUGUCCGAUCCAGCUUUAUGGUGCAGACAGGGCCAGGACAGGAUAUUUGUAUCUCUGCAUGGUUGUAAGAAUCAUCUUUAGAAAAUGAAUAAGAAAAGGAAAAAGGAAAAAAAGCAGCACAUUGCUUCAUGCUUUGGCAAAGAGGAAAAGGGCAGCAUGAAGCAAAUUGUGAAAGCAACAAGCAAAGAAUCUUAGAUGCUUUAAUCAGGGUGAGGAGGCAAAUUUCUGGGGUCCAACGCGUGCUUCUAGCUUCAAAGCGCAAACUGCAACUGUUGCAUAUUUCCAUUUCUACUCUAAUCUGGCGGUGCACUAGAACUAUAGCAUAAGUUGAUCGGACUAUUUCAGAAAGUUCAGUCCAAGUUUUUGUGCUUCAAGCUGCUCUUCUCCUGUCGAGGUGAUAGCAAGAAAUCUUCAGUGAUGGGUUAGAUUAUUAUAUUUUCUGCUGCUCUCCUGGCCUUCGGCAGAGGAAUUCAUCAUGAGUCUUCCUCAAUUGGAAAUAUUUGCGAAAGAUGUUGAUGAAGCGAGAGAGGAGAUAUUUCGAGUUCUUCCGAUGAUGGACCGCAGUGUAAGGAUCAUCUAUUUUGAUGGUUGGGGUGGAUUUGGGGUGUCGGCAGUUCUGCGAUCUAUAGCGAAAGUGCUUCCGUCUGUGAGAACCGCUCCAGAACUAUGCUUUGACAGAAUAAUUCAUAUAGACUGCUCAGAGUGGAAAAGUGAAAGAACAAUGCAGAGAUUAAUUGCAGAGGAACUGAAACUUGACCACUCAGUGAUAUCCAUUCUAGACAAGCAAGAUGAAGAGGAUGAUUUUAGUGGAGUUGACGAAAGUUCAAGGAGUGUAAUAGAACGUGUUGGGCAAAUGAUUGAUCAAACCCUGAGGGGCAGCAAAUUUAUGAUGAUUUUUCUUAAUGGAAGUGAUGUUGAGUUUGACAUAGGCGCCUUUGGUCCCCCAUUUGCAAGAUUUGGCGACAACAUGAUGAUAUGGACCUUCAAAAGAAGAUUCCUGACCAUGAAUCACUGGCGUUCCGAGAUAGCAGACAAGCUAAGAUACACUCACACUCUUUCUUGUGUCCACCCUAUGAUCACAGAACGACUAACAAGUUCAGAGUUUCAAGCAAUACUACGUGAAGAGGCUGCUGCCAUAGUUGCUCGGAGUCCAUGUAUGCUGGACAUCGACCCAACAAUGGUUGCAGAUUGUUGUCUCUAUCAGUUAUUCCUGCAUUGUAACUUCCACACCUUUCAAUGGGUUGCUCAUGCUUCCAACUGUUGGAUGUGCGAUGGGAUCAUACAAGGGGACAGAGCAAGGGAUAUCAGUAUUGCAUUGCAUGGAAAGUUAAAUUGGGAGCGUGGUGCUCCUUUGGUUAAUGGUGUGCUUAGGAAGUUCAUGAAACAUACGGAGCCUCCUUUUCUGAUACUUCAAGAUGAUGAUGUCUAUGAAGAAGGGCCAUACCGCUGGAUUUCAGUCACAUCGAGGAAUACGAAAUUACAUGGUUUGCAAACUAUACCUGCAGCGGCAUCAUCUUUCUUCUUGGCAUUUGAAAGAUCGGAUUACCCAAUUCCGUUGCCACAUGGCUUGUUUGAGCAUUCCAACAACCUUGGUGUGUUAGUUCUCUGUUGUUGUGCCUUCAGUUUUGCAGCACCUCCUUUCCUGAAAAGCCAUCGCCUAAGAUUCCUUGGACUGGACUGUUGUAUAGAUGACCAAACUGGUGACGGAGAGGAUCAUACAGAGUGGACAAGUUUGUAUAGCCUGUGGGUGCUACACCUUUCUUACACAGACUGGAAUGAAAUAUUAUCUGAAGAAAAGAUGGAUCUCAUGACUAAUAUCAAAGAGCUCAAUAUAGAGGGAACAAGGUGUUGGCAGUACACCGCUGACUUGCAAGGGCGGCUACCUAACCUUCUAAGGCUCCGAAUAAUCAAACCAACAUGUCAAUGGGAGACAUCCAGGGAUGUUGGCAACUCCUUUAUGGAUAAGACAAGGAUAGAGAUACUUGAUUUAUCAGGUAACACUGAGAUGGAAGUUGUGCCAACAAGCCUAUCAAAGGCGAGUGGACUUCGAGUGCUUGUACUUGAUGGUUGUGAUGGGGUGGAAAACAUUGAUGGCCCUGGUGGGCUUCCUUCGUCCAUUGAGUCCUUCAGCUUUGAUGGUUAUGGCCCAGCUUUCGAAUGGACACCAAGCAUUGAACUACCUUUCAAACAUUUCUGUCCACCUACGACAACAGAAACAAAUAAUAGGGAUAUCAAAGUCUCCAAGAUCUCCUUAGCAGGGUGUAAACAGUUGAAAAAUCUGUUCCUGCGUGGGCUACCCAACCUCUUGGAGCUGGACCUCUCUGGAACUGCAAUCAAGAUACUAGACUUCGAAACUAUGGUGGUGCAAGUCCCAGGGCUCAAGCGGCUAUUUCUUAUUGGAUGUGAGCACCUUCGUGCAAUAAAUUUUCCAGGCAAGAGUGACUUUGAGAGAAAUCUGGACCUGGAGCUGCUGUACAUAGACACACGACCUGAAGCUGCGUGUGAUCGGUCAACUAUUGAAGAGAACAAUUCCUCCCAGUUGCAGGUGAAUGCUAUAAUAACUGAUGCAAGGCUAGUCCGGUCAUUGCACUCUUUAAUAUAUUAUGGUAUGAAUAGCCCCAGAGAUGUUUGUUUUGAUAUCCAAGUCACCUCCUCACCUGUGUCUGUUGGGCCUGUUCAACCGGAAGCACCAUGCAGUGAUAAGAUUGGUCAUUCUGAAGAAGAGAGCCUGAAUCAGCUUGUUCCAGCACACCGAUACAGCGAUGUCAGUAGCAUGAUUGGUGAUGCAUCACUCCCAAUGCAGGCUUUCCCGCCUCCGCCUAUGAAGUUGGAUCGGCAUGUUGAGAUCGCUGAAGGGAGCCAUUUCUUGGAGAGCGAGUUGGACAAAUAUCGUGGUCUAGGUGGCCUGAUGGAUUUAUACGCUGAAUCGCUGCACGUGCAUGAUGUCCCGGUAUGUGCUAUUGUGCCUCCUCCAUUUUGGGGGAACAAGCUUAGGCACUUCUGCGUUGAGAGGUGCUCCAAGGUGGACGCCGUCUUCCAAACGAGCCCGGACGGAUUGCUGAAGCUAGAGACUUUAUGGGUGUCGCAUCUCCUAAUGGCCCGUUGGAUCUGCAGUAAAGGCUACCACUUCACCGGUGGUACUUUCAGAAGUUUGCAGCACCUACAUGUGCGCUCCUGCCCCAGCCUCCAGUUUGUGCUCCCGGUGUGGUUCCCCUCCUUCCCUAGCUUGAAGACACUAUACAUUAUCCACUGCAGCAACCUCAAGCACAUCUUCACACUGGACAAUGAGUACCCAGAAGAAAUAGCCGUCCAGGGUGUACUAUUCCCAAAGCUGACCACCAUACACCUUCAUGACCUACCGGAGCUGCAGCAGAUAUGCGAGUUCAAGAUGGUGGCUCCGGCAGUCAAGACCAUCGUGAUCAGAAGAUGCUGGAACCUGUGUCAUCCGCUGCCGGUUGUGGCCACCGAUGACAUAGAGAUCGAGAAGGAUGGCUGUGUCGAGGUGGAUGCUGGCCACCACCCUGACAGUUGGACGCCCCGAUACAAGAUGAAACUGCCCAGGGUCUCCGUCCUCAGAUAGUGAAUUCUGCACCGAUGUGUUUCUUCCACCGUGACAUGGGACUUGGAUGGAUGGUUGUGCUCCUAUGGUUGAUGCUGCUGCUGCAUGCGCUUGGCCUUUUCGUGUGCUCUCGUGGAUAGCCACACACCUCUGGGUUUUUGGCUGGGUGUUCAAUUCGAACACGGAAGGAAAAGCUUCAGCCUUCAGGUGCGUGGGCUGUCACGCCGUCGAUCACCUUGAUCUUAUGGCUUUUGUGGCAUCUUGUUGUGUAGGUGUGAGCUUUUGGUGGCUCUCACUCGCCUUCGUGGCUCUGGAAUAAGAAGCUGUCUGGUAUGCGCUUGUGUCUACAUGCCCAGACCUUGGCAAUGUGUGCGUUUAUGUGUGGCUUUGCUGCUGAGGUGGCUUGCAUCGCAUCCACAUGGCCGCGCACAUGCUUGUGUGGAUUGAUGUGUGUUUGCAAUGGGUUUGAAACACAGCAGCCUGUAUCUAUGUGGCUGCAGUGUGAGUGAGGUUGAUCCUCGUACGACAGUUUGCAAUGUAUUUGAACUAAGAAGCAUCUGGUUUUGUGCUUCCAUCGCUCAUCUAACUUUGGCUGUGUAUUUGUUGUGUAUGCAUUUGAAAUAAACAGAUACUCGUACGUA